UAAAAAUUAAAAGUAAUAAAUAUGAGCAAAACUACAGCUAGCAUUCCUAAAUCUCGUUCAAAGUACCUGAUCCAGUUCCUGAAGAGUAAAGUGGAAGGCAGCCAUAUUAAUCCCUCCCUGAGCCCCGAAAAGCAAACACCAGUACAUAAUAACAUUGAAGGAGUUACCCACAGGAGAGGUAUAAAUUCCGAAAUUCCCAAUGCGAAGAUGGAUGAAGACGAAUAUAAUUACCAAGAAAGCGCAAUUUAUGAAGAAGAGAAGGACUCUAUUUAUCAGACUCCUAAGAACUAUUCCACAAGGAGACGGAUCAAAAAGAUCUCCCUUGAGAGCACCAAUUAUACAUCGAGUGCAACAAUUGUUCAAAAUUCACGGUUUCAGAGGAAGAGGGAUUGAAAAAGACUUAAUACAAGCCAUGAGAGAAUCAAACAAGUUAAUAUUAGUGACCAGAGCAUCGAGGAAAUUGAUGAGGAAGAGGAACCAUUAUCCAUUCCAUACUCUAGUCCUAGCAAGCAAGGCCACAACAAUUUCUUUGAAAGGAUCAGUAAAGCUGCAGAUACUGACCCUACAAAUGCAGUUGACCCAUACUCCCUUUGGUUUGAGCCAGAACUUGGCAUCAACAAAAUGAUAGACGAUAUUAUCAACAACGAUCAUACGAAAUUUUCUGAUGGAAAUGAAAAAUUCUGCCCCGAGGAGUCUAAAGAUGAGUCUUUUGAUGAUAUCCAAAUGGAGCAGAUAAACGAGCUUGAAAUCACCCCUGAACUUAAGAUAGACGACAUGGUCAGCCACUGUGAAGGCCUCGAAAGAAAUACUGUCUUCACACGAGACCAAAAGAAGAGCUUCAAAUAUCUUAAUAAGUUUCAGAACUGUGAAGGAUCUGCUGCCAAAGUGCCAUGCACGAAUAAAUAAACCUGUGAAAAGAAGAAGUAGACAUCGAAUAAAGAAGCUUGAUUUUUCAGGCAUGAAGAGCACUGAGUAUAUCAAAAAUGCCUUUAAGAGGAAAAAUAGCUUUGGAGUCAAAGGAAAGAUAAUAAAAAGCUUCUAUCAGCAAAUUUCAGCAAAAGAAUCGUGAAAGAAUUAUAUUUAACAGUAAACAGAAAGUAUUGGAGCUCUUUAAAGUGGAAGGUAAAGGUGGUAUCAUAGAAAUCAAAGGAGAGCCAAUAUUUCCUCUUAAGAUGACUUUGGAUUAUCUCAUUCCUACCUAUAAUAACUGUAGUGUUACUAUAAACUCAAUGAAGGCUCAUGAACCAAAGAAUAAAUUCACCACGCCCACCAAGAGAGCCUUCAAAGAAAGUAAGAAUUUCAAUAACUUCGCUUCGAGUUCUUCUGCUUGUCACGCAAUCGAAGUAGAAGGCAGGAUCACCGAAGGUCGACAGAAAGACAGGGGCUUCAAGCACCAGUUUGAGAUCGACGACAACUUGAUCACUCGUAUGACUAUCCUGGAGUAACUAUACAGAGGGCGAACUGACCUAACUAACGUAGCAAUUUAUAUUAUCAACUUUCAGCCU
Molecule: messenger RNA, 1505 nt
Organism: Moneuplotes crassus
Lineage: Eukaryota; Ciliophora; Spirotrichea; Euplotida; Euplotidae
Source: the annotation of a GenBank genome assembly